AGCGAUGUUAGUUCAUGUUGAACAACGGGUGAAGACAUAUCUUGCAGGAAGAUGCUCAACUGCUUGCUCCUCAGAUCCUUCCUAUUUUAUUAGUUAUAAUAAGGUACACAAUUCUAUUAGUUUUCCUUGAUUUAUUCAAAAGGCCACCCUUCCAUGAGACCAGUUACGGAUUCAAGAUUUUUCCAAACUAAUUUGGAAAACAACGAGAUUAAUGUCUAGUUCCAUAAAGUGUAAUUAUCAUGCACCAAGUGUUCGACAAGUGCUUAAAAACGUUGGUCCGCCACAGUGAGAUUGGGAGAUUUUGAAAAUAACGUUUGGAACAAAAGUGCCAAAAAAGAUUUACAAACGUGGAGUAAGAAAAUUCGAAAUUGAAUCAAGGUGUGCAUUAUGUGUGUGGAUACCUGCAAAAACUCGUCACGUAAUUCUGAGCAAAAAGUUGUAUAAGAGAAAGAGUUAAAAUUGAAAAGUUUAACGUUAUUUGCAAGAGUGAUGCAGAGAAAAUAAAAAUGAGUUCAUAAUAAUACGUUUCAUAUUGAAAAUUUGUUCAUUAACUGCCAAGUUAUUGAUUGAUCAAGUGAACUGAACUGAAAGUCUACACGUAGGAGUUGUCUGUGUGCUGCUGCUACCGUGCUGUGCCGUAUUAUUAAUGGUGGUCGAAAUCUUGCACGACUUUUUGGAUUUUGAUCGCCAACUGCUGUGCAGAUAGCCAUCCAUCCAUCGCAUCUCAUCUCUGUCUCAAUCUGGACAAUCAAAUAGUCGUCAAAACCACCAUCAACUCAUCUCUUGAUCAUUUUCCCUAUUGAUUGAUCUGCUUCCUCAUCUCACUCCUGCUCUGCUCUUGGUUGGAUUUUCCUUUUUACAUUAAUCCAGUUCUCAGCAACCUUGUUCCCUAAUUUACUUUAUGAAGGAAGUGGAAAUCUUGUGGUGGGUUUAAAACUACGAAAGAUGCAAAAUUGUCUUAUCAUGUGGAUCUCUGGAGUACUCCUAGUUUUUCAACUUUUGAAUCUUGUCGCAGCUCAAGGCGACCCAGAGUUCAAACAUGAAUUACCACCAGGAGUGGAACUGGUCAACCCUAAGGAUUUCGGGCUAACGGAUGAUCAAUUGGGAGGACUCUUGUCGAAUGUGAAGGUUCUCGGGGGAAGCACAAUAGGAGAUACGAAGACUCAAAUUUUAACAGUAGGCUUUGAGGGCGAUGAGGAUUUGAACUUUGACGACUUUGAGAUACCAGGGCUGACCGACAAAAAAGCUGCCGAUAUGCCAGACAAAGAAAAACAAAUCGCAAACGUGGCAUUUGAAAAGUUUAAAGAAUUUUUUAAAGAUCCUAAAAAGUCGGCUAAAAGUUACGAACCCCCAAAAACCAGCCCAGGUGACACGAGUCAACAAACGGGUUCAGAGUUGAAAAGUGGCCGAACUCCACCCAAUAAUAAAAAUAAUAACCCACCUCGUCAAUUUCAUCAGCGAGUGCGACCAAAUCCAGAAUCUCUCCAACAACAUUACCCUGUCCAAUUGACACAACCUUUGAAUCAGAAUCCUACCACGUCUCGAGCCCCAAUUUCAAACCCGGCCCAACAGCGAAAUCCUUCUCGUGCUCAAAACCCAAACCAACAUCAGCAACACUUGAUCCAAAAUGAGAAUCUCAACAACCAUCGACUUCACUACAAUCCACCCCCACAACUUCAAGAGAAUAAUAACAAUCCUCAGCUUCAGUCUGCCCCACAACAUCCUUUAAGACAUUCAUCGCAUGCCAUUGCUUUCACUAACAAUAAUCAACCUAGUCGCCAUCAAAAUCAAGAAUUCAAUGCUAAUAAGUUGCCUCCCACGACACAUAAUCCAGUGAACCAACCACAGUCUCAGUUACCCCCACAAGAACCAUCUCAAGAAUACAGGACUAUUCCUCAAGACCAUCGCGUGCAUAAAACAUUUCCGCCUCAUCCCAAUCAAUUAAAUGGUCCCGAAGGUGGAAAAGUGAAUCCACACCCAUCUCAAAACUCUCUUCCUCCUGGAAAUUUCCAACGAUUUACAAUCUAUUCUCACAAUAAAUCCAUCCCAACUUCGCAACGCCCCUCAUCCACGACUCCUCGUCAACAACAAGAAGUGGGCAAAGUUGUAAGGAAUCAAUUACUGUUUAACCACAAUAAUCAGAAUUCUUACCAAGAAGAUACUCAACGCCCUCAGAAUACACAACGUCCCCACCACCAGCAACAGCAGCAACAACAACAGCAACUACACCACGCUUCACCAAUUGACCUUGUUCCUCCACAAGAGGCAGAUCAAGAAUACAGAACAAUCACCCAAACGCAGUACCCUCAACCACCACCUCCGAGUUUCCAGAACCCUUCCUCUUCUUCAUCCUCCUCCGUGCCAUCGCUUCAACCCUUUCCAUCCCCACAAGACCCCCAGCAAACACCCGUGUCCCACAUUUUCAUCCAGCAUGAAAACCACGAAGGGAGUUCUCCAGUUCAUCAAACCUCAUUCCACCCCAGAUUUCGACCCCCUACGAAAUUCGCGAACGACUUCACCCCAUCCGUUAAUCACAUCACCACUCCGCUCCCACACUUUGACGUGACCCCUUCCAUGCCCAUGAUUCUCAUCUCGACAAACGAGAAUGCUAUCACUGACCCUAAACGAAUGGAAUUGCUGAGACAGCAGCAGAGGACGAUGGAAGAAAAGCGUCAAAAAUUACGCCAGCAACAACAGGAGCAGAAUCCACUCAAAGAUCGACAACCCCACUCUCUUAGCUAUGCCAAACAAGGAAUUGGAACUCAAGCCCCACAUUACAUUAACACUAACCAAAUUACAGAAGAUCCCCAGAAACAAAAUUUGCAAACAUAUUCUUCUCAAAAUGCAUACACCCAACAACAAUACCGACAAUACAGCAAUAGCAAUAACAACAAUGGAAAUACCAACCACCACCAACAUCAGCAAAAUCAUCAUCAUCAGAAUGAACAGCAAACUUCUUUUAAUUUUCAAGCGCAGCAACAGCAACAUCAGUUGCACAAUUUGCAAAAUUUGUACUACAAUACACAGGUCCACCCACAAUCAUCACCUCAAUUGCCACCACGACCAUAUUACGAACAGCAGCAGCAGCAGCCGCAGGCACAACCGAGCACGAAUUAUGCAUCCGUCCCCAUCAGCAACAUCCAGCCCCCACCACCGCUUGUCCCAAGGUUCCAAGUGCGACCAGGCGAACUGCAGCACCCAUUUUACGCCACGCGGCACAAGCGAGGAUAUCGACACAGAUUAUCAAGCAUACUCCGAGGACUUUGGGGAGAUGGAGACUAUAAAUAAGUCACACAGUCAAAAUAUAUAUUUUUCUUCAAUUCCUUAUGCCUAUCACUUUCCCUGCUAACGAAUUGGGCGUUGCUGUAACAAAUACCUUUGUUCCUAAAAUUUUACUUUCAUUAUUAUUGUACAUUUAUUUAUAGUGCGGUGAUGAGUCUGCCCGGAAGGACAACGAUUGUACUAUUUCUUGACACUUACUCUCUUAUCUAUUUUUUAUACGUCGAGUCAGAAACGAAACAACUGAAAUGCAAUAACCUAAGUGAAAAAAAUAUUUUAUGUAUUUGUAUGAAAUGAAUGAAUAAAUAAGAAAUAAUAAUAACGGAA
Folsomia candida is the source of this 3606-nucleotide messenger RNA. RefSeq names its product bromodomain-containing protein DDB_G0280777. Lineage: Eukaryota; Metazoa; Arthropoda; Collembola; Entomobryomorpha; Isotomidae. The record is from RefSeq and is a predicted model, not a curated record. The coding region runs from base 946 to 3288 and encodes 780 amino acids. The transcript has 6 exons.